AUUAUGGAAAUUUGUAUAUAAAUGAAUUCGUCAGAAUGAUCUAUUUGAUGUGAUUGAAAUAAUGUAAUUAUUAAUUUCCUUUGAAAACAAUAAAAAAAUUGGUCAAAUUUUGAUUUCUAGUGAUUUAAUUGUAUGAGUAUAGUUGAUUUAAGUGGACGUUCCAUCCGUAUUAUGCUUGUGCUCUGUGUAAUAUUGAUUCUAUAAAAAUCAUGAAUAAAACAGGAAAAACCGCUCAAGAGUUUAUACAAAGCUCUUUUUCGCCUAUAAUUGCAAUUUUGUGUAGUCCAAAGGUUGAUAACAUCGUCUCAAAGAAUAAUUUGUCGUUAGUAGAACUCUUACAACCUUUCGCUAAUUUAGACUGGGAAGGUCAAUUUCGUGAGCCAGGUGGGAGUAUAUGUACUAUCAAGAAUUGGAAAAUUAUUAUUAGAGAUGUGAACUGGAAGCCAGUACAACCAAUGGAAGCUCGAAGGCAGUUAAAUAAUGCUGUAUUAUAUAAUUAUAAUGAAAAAACAAAGUCACUUGAUUUAGAAGGUCAUGCAUUCGAAGUACCACAAUCCACACCAUGGUUUGAUGCUUGGAGGGAAACUUAUCUUGAAGUUCAGUUUCCAUCAGACCAUGAAUUUACGAAACAUUAUUUGGCAUGUAUUAUAGUGGGAACAUCACAAGAAGAAAACAUAAUAGACUGUUUUAAUUCCCUAAAUCAACAAUAUGCCCAAUUGCAGAAUAUCACUCCACCUAAAUUGCCAAAGUGGUUCAACAGUGGAGUUCUUAAAUCUUACCUCUUAUUACAUGACGUGUCAAGUACUAGUAAAGAGAAGGCAGAUACUACAUUUGAAACACUAAAACAAACAUUUGGAGCCAGUAACAGUUUUAUGUUGUCUAUUAAUUCUAAAAGUACCACAGAUCCACACCUCUCAACAGAUUACUGGGCUCAUUGCAUAAAAAGGUCUCAUGAUUUAAAUGCUGAUACUACAACUCCUUUACCAAAUAUGGCAACUACUCCUCUUGAACCUCAAGCCAUUAUAACAUCAUCUAAUAUAACAAUUACAGCAGAUGAUUCCAAUAAUUCCACAACUCAAGAGGUCUCACAUCCUUUGACGACUGCUGAAAAUGAUAUAUAUGACAACGCCAACAGUCUGCAAACUCAUUCAUUUUCUGGUAGCUCAGAAAGUGUCAGUGUUGCUGGUAAAGUAGCAGAUUAUACAUCAGAAGUUCAUGGAGCGGCUUUAAAUGCGAACGACAUAGAGGGAAUUAAAAAGUUUAUGCAAGAAUAUGCAUCCAAAGCACUUUUGCCUUAUUUGGAGAAACAAAUAUCUCAAUUGUCUGAAGUGGUUGCAAACAGAAAAGGGGUCAGUCGAUCAUUAUUUUCUGCAACUAAAAGAUGGUUUGGAACAGGAAAGGGAGGAAACACCACAGUCAAUAAUACUGUAAUAUAUUCAAAUGACUGUCCGGAGCUUCAAUUACGCCGUUUGGGUGAUUUGUGGUUUAUGUGUGGUCAAUGGCAACGCGCUUUUGAUACUUACCACACAGCAAAACGAGAAUUCCAGGCAGACAGUGCUUGGCUUUGUUAUGCUGGUGCACUUGAAAUGGCAGCGAUUAGUGCUUUCAUGGCGGGAGAUUCGAACCGCAAAACUCAAGGUUAUAUGGAAGAUAGUAUUGUUACCUAUUUGAAUACAUGCAGGAUGGUUCAAUAUGCAGUUAGAGCAACAUUGUUGUCUGUGUUGUGUUUAAACAACUCGGGACUUCAUGGCGAAGCAGCUAAACAGUUAAUUCGCAUGACGUCAGAGGAUAGCGACUUGCGCAGCGCUAUGUUACUUGAACAAGCGGCAUUAUGCUUUUUGUCUGGACCUGGUUCUAAAGCAAUGUGCAGAAAAUAUGCUUUUCACAUGGUCCUUUCUGGCCACAGGUUCUCAAAAGCUGGACAAAAGAAACAUGCAUAUCGAAGUUACAAACAAGCUUAUCAGGUUUAUGAAGGGAGCGGGUGGCGGCUGUCGACGGACCACGUUCAGUUCGCUCUGGGGCGGCUGGCGAGCGCGCUGCGGCGGCCCAGCGCCGCCGUGCAGUGGCUGGCGGGUCCGCUGGCGCCGGCCGCUUAUUCCGCUCCCGGGGCCCAGCCCCCACAUCAACAGGACGCCUUCCUACGCGAGUACAUGUUGGCGCAUCAGCAAUGGGUAGAGAGUAGGUCAGAGGGCGGGGCGCGGGCGCUGCCGCUGCCGCUGGUGUGGCGCGCGGCGACGGCGCUGGUGUGCGCGGGCGCGGCGCCGCUGGCGGCGGCCGGCCGCGUGCCCGCCACCUCGCUGCGGCUGCACCGCGCGCCCGACUCCCCCGCCGCUAGCCUUCACUGGUACAAGCUCGAGGAGAUGCUGCUGCAGGUCGCGCAGGGCGCCGUGCCCAUGAUAUUCAAACCCUCCGUCGACUUGUACACCGAGGCCACCGACGCUAAUCCCAUUGUACCACAAGGAGAACCUAUGCAGAUAUCAAUAACAUUACAGAAUCCAUUAAAAAUUUCGUUGUUAUUGAAAGACGCCGAAUUAUUGUGGAAAUUUGUACCAAAUACGGAUGACGCAGAGAAGUAUGAAGAGGAAUUAUUGAGUAAUGAGCCAUUUGUGGCAGCGGGGCAGAACUUUGAUAGUACCAUAAUUUGUGGUCAGAAAAUAAAGGCAGUCCUUUUAGAAGGUGAUUGCACAAAAGCAUUAACAUUUACGGUCACUCCUUUGAAAGUUGGUCAACUCGUUAUACAUGGCUUAGCUUACAAGUUAAUAAAUGCGGGAGAGGGAGGCAAUGGAAACGGGAAUAGCGUGAUGAUAUCAGGAAAAGUUAAUCUAAUGUCUGAUACAAAUACUCUCGACAAAAGGCUGCAUAUAAAUGUUAUCCCAGAAACUCCUUGUUUACAGAUGACAUUCUCAGAGACCUCUAUGGAUGUAAUCAGUGGGGAAAUUAGAGAUAUUGAUGUCGAGUUAAGAAACGUGGGUCCGGUGGAUAUGAAGAAUGUUCACAUAGCUGUUUCUCAUCCAGAGUGUAUUACUCUCGUUAAUGACAAUGUUCCAGAAGACGACUUUAAAGCUUUCUACAUGGAAAAGUAUCAAGAGCUGCCAGUUUAUGCAGAGGAGCGGGUGGGGCGCGUGCAGGCGUGGAGAGCGCGGGCGGCGCGGCACGCGCGGCCUGUGCGGGGCGACGACGACGGCGGCGGCGGUGUCUGCGGCGGCCGCUCCGUCCGCAGCGGGGCCGCGGCGCGCGCGCGCCUGCUGCUGCGGCCACGGGCCUCCGCCCCCGACCUGCUGCUGCUGGCGUACUAUGAGACGGGCGAGCGCGCGCGUCCUUACCGUCUGCUGCGACACGUCUUCCGCUUCCGGGUCACGGAAGCCGUUGAAAUAUCUGUGAUACCCCGACGUAGUCUAAGAACCGUGAGAAACGAAGUCUUCGAGAGCAUGAAUUUAAGUGUGGAUAUUAAAAAUAUAACGCAUGGGAAAGAUGAAAACAUCGCUGUCUCGCUAUUGGAAGCGUCGUUAUUGAGUAGACAAUGGAAAUUGACUGAUAUAACCGCGGCGAACGAAAGCGAUGAUUCGCUCACCGCCCACGAAAGACUUCACAUAAUUUUUAAAGCUCAAAGAAUGUCGGAAGAAUUACCUGAAGGAAAAGUAGAUUUUACAUGUCUGAAGAUUGCUAAACAUCAUCUAAAAACUGUGGCAAAUGUUAAUACCGUUCCAUAUUCCAAAUUUGUUUUAGACACAAGAUCAUCUCUACUUGAAACAACCACUCAAGACUUUAGCAAUAAAAAAUCUGGUCUUAUUCAGUCUAUGCUAAUUAUUAGAUGGGUGGCCAUAGACAAAGACAAGCAACAAUCAGCUAUUGGACAACACUGUGUGUGGCUGGACUGCUUUACAAAAGCCUCAUCACAGGAAAAGGAAAUAUUAACGCAGGAAAUACCUUCCUUGCAACUGGAAGAAUAUGACAGCAAAACUGAUUCUAUACACAUUAAAAGGAAAAGUAGAAAAGAUAAUGUAGUACUGUAUAAAUUGGAACACACUAAUUUAAUUGAGCACAACUUUCAUCAGAAAAAGCUAUGUUUGAUCCCAAUAACUAUAAAUAUCGUCAAUUGCUAUGGCGUCCCAGUAGACGUAUUCAUUGAUAUGACACAACAGCAAAGCAGGGAUUCGUUCGGAGAACUCGGGUGGGCGGGCACGCUUCACCAGGGUGUAGUCGCUGAGAGCCUCAAUGGUGUCGAGAACUCCUCGCUAGGCGUGAGCGUGAGUCUGGAGAGGUUCUCGACACAGCGCCUACGGGUACGCGCACUGUGCGCUGCACCUGGUUCCUAUCUCGUCGGGUCGGCUUUCACUGUUACCGUCACCACCAAUACCCCUACAGCCGGCAUCGAUGGCCGCCGCCCCGCCACGCUCUUCGCUAACAACGCGUCGCUCUUGGUCGUUCGUCAAACUGCUUAGCCGUAGUGUCUUAUUUGUUUUGUUAAUAUGUAUACUAAAAUAAAGAUUUUUUAU
This is a messenger RNA of Achroia grisella, 4496 nucleotides long. RefSeq names its product trafficking protein particle complex subunit 8 (gene l(3)76BDm). NCBI's taxonomy places the organism in Eukaryota, Metazoa, Arthropoda, Insecta, Lepidoptera, Pyralidae. The record is from RefSeq and is a predicted model, not a curated record. Gene Ontology annotation, cellular component: TRAPPIII protein complex; phagophore assembly site; cytoplasmic vesicle. The coding region runs from base 210 to 4442 and encodes 1410 amino acids. The transcript has 18 exons. Gene Ontology annotation, biological process: protein localization to phagophore assembly site; endoplasmic reticulum to Golgi vesicle-mediated transport.